This is a messenger RNA of Corticium candelabrum, 609 nucleotides long. RefSeq lists its product as uncharacterized. Bases 1 to 609 code for a protein of 202 amino acids. The record is from RefSeq and is a predicted model, not a curated record. The transcript has a single exon. Lineage: Eukaryota; Metazoa; Porifera; Homoscleromorpha; Homosclerophorida; Plakinidae. Gene Ontology annotation, molecular function: nucleic acid binding.
AUGAUGGAGCGAUUUAAUCGCAGUCUUAAAACCAUGUUGCGAAAGAAAGCUGCACAAUACGGCGUGCAGUGGGACAAGCACUUACCUAUCAUUAUGUGGGCUUACCGUAACACGUCCAAUGACACAACAGGUGAAAAGCCUGCUUUUCUAUUGUUUGAAUGGGACUGUAGAUCUCCGAGCGACUCCGCCCUACUACCUCCGGACGGUACCCAACCGACAGUAGUACCAGACUAUCGCCACGAAUUGAUCGAAUCCCUGAGAUCAGCGAGCCAGACCGCUCUUCAAACUAUUCGCCGCUCUCACAGUAAGUACAAGAAACAGUGUGACCGCAAGUCCGACUCACACAAAUAUCGCGUAGGAGACUGGGUUCUUAUACACUUCCCCGGUGAUGAGACUGGAAAGUUUUGGAAGCUGUCUAGGCCAUGGUAUGGACCGUAUAGAAUCACUUCUUUCAACGAUUAUGACAUUUCGGUCGUCAAGGUGUAUUUUCCUAGAGAGAAUGAGAUCAAAGUGCACCAGUCAAGAGUGAAGCCCUGCCCUGACGGACUGCUGGCUAGAUACUACUGGUACGAGCACAAGAGUAAGGGGCCGGGCCGUUUACAUAAGUGA